CGGCCGCCAUCUUAGGCUCCCCGCGCCGCCGCUUCGGCUCGUCUGGGUCACGUGGGGCGGAGCCGGUGGCGGAGCGGAGGGGAGCGGAGCGGCGAGGAGCGGUGCGGCCGGAGGCUGAGGGGCGGCAGGCGCGAUGGGGCAGUGCGGCAUCACCUCUUCCAAAACCGUCCUCGUCUUCCUUAACCUUAUCUUCUGGGCAGCAGCAGGCAUACUGUGCUACGUGGGAGCCUAUGUGUUCAUCACAUAUGAUGACUAUGAUCACUUCUUUGAAGAUGUCUACACACUAAUUCCAGCAGUUAUCAUCAUAGCUGUGGGAACACUUCUCUUUAUUAUUGGACUUAUUGGGUGCUGUGCCACAAUUCGAGAAAGUCGCUGUGGACUUGCUACGUUUGUGAUCAUCCUGCUCUUGGUUUUUAUCACUGAAGUUGUGGUGGUGGUUCUUGGAUACAUAUACAGAGCAAAGGUGGAGGAUGAAGUUGAUCACAGCAUUCGAAAAGUAUACAAUGGGUACAAUGGGACAAAUCCUGAUGCAGCCAGUCGUGCUAUUGACUAUGUACAAAGGCAGUUGCGCUGCUGUGGGAUCCAUAACUAUUCAGACUGGGAGAAUACUGUCUGGUUCAAACAAACUAAAAACAACAGUGUGCCGCUUAGCUGUUGCAAAGCAGCCCUCAGCAAUUGUACUGGCAGUUUGACCCGCCCAAUGGACCUUUACUCUGAGGGGUGUGAGGCUCUGGUCGUAAAGAAGCUUCAAGAGAUCAUGAUGUAUGUCAUCUGGGCAGCACUAGCAUUUGCUGCUAUUCAGCUUCUGGGCAUGUUGUGUGCCUGUAUAGUACUAUGUAGGAGGAGUCGGGAUCCUGCCUACGAACUUCUCAUCACUGGCGGAACCUAUGCCUAGAAGAGAAUGCAAACACGCAGCUCAAUCUUAUCUCACUUACGUGGAAGGUGAAUGGGCCGGGUCUACUGCGAUAGCUUUCUUGCCCUAAGCUUAGUCUAAGCACACCUUUCACAGAUGAGGACAGCUGUACUGUACACUGGUGAUGGGCAAAACAGCUCAGCUUUACACACACCCAUAUAAUUACCUGUGACUUUCACUGUUUUCGCCAGCUAUUCAUGUAUCUAAAUGUUUUAGUAUACUAGUAAACUUUCUAAUUUCAGAACCAUUUGCAAGUUAAGUGUAAUUUGGUUGAUAUUAUGAAAGUCAAAGGAUGUGUGCCUACUUUGUUAGAUUACCUCUAAGCAUUAACUGGCUGAUUCUUGCAUAUAGAGACAGGAUGUCUUAAACCUUCACUACAUGGAACUUUUCUGGCCAAAGUUGUACGAAGGAAGCCAGCUGUAUUUAAUUUGAGAAAAAAUACUUUAAUCUUGCCCCUCACCAGUGUUACUUUUUAAAAAAAACACUUUUAAGUGAAGUCCAGUACACUUUAUAUAUAUAAAAAUUGUAAAGAAAAGACUAACUAAAAUUUUAGGAUCAUGUGACUGCAGUUUUGACCUUCAGAGAUCAAAUCUUUCAAACAUUAGUGGUUUAAAAUACAAGCUGGCUUUUCAGGAGUAUAAUGUAUGCACUACUGUUCUAUAAUGAAAUAUUUCAUUUUUCUAUGAAGAGCGGUUUUAUGUGUUGAGUGAACUGUUAGACCGUAGAUCUUAAAAAAAAAAAAAAAGUUUGGAAACAAUGUAGCCAUGUAGAGUAGCAAAGUAGUAUGUGAAAGUGAUCUCAACUGUAAAUAGUAAACCUGAUUAAAUAAAUCUCUGUAUAUCCUCCCUAUAAA
Molecule: messenger RNA, 1766 nt
Organism: Grus americana (Whooping crane)
Lineage: Eukaryota; Metazoa; Chordata; Aves; Gruiformes; Gruidae
Gene: TSPAN3
Product: tetraspanin 3
Exons: 7
Coding region: 134-895 (253 amino acids)
Biological process (GO): regulation of vascular endothelial growth factor signaling pathway; protein maturation; protein localization to plasma membrane
Cellular component (GO): membrane
Source: RefSeq, a predicted model, not a curated record